Messenger RNA from Asparagus officinalis (garden asparagus), 900 nucleotides. Its product is annotated as nucleoid-associated protein At2g24020, chloroplastic. Gene Ontology annotation, molecular function: DNA binding. The record is from RefSeq and is a predicted model, not a curated record. Bases 59 to 631 code for a protein of 190 amino acids. The transcript has 8 exons. Lineage: Eukaryota; Viridiplantae; Streptophyta; Magnoliopsida; Asparagales; Asparagaceae.
GUAGAAAUCCCAGCUAUAAAUUCGUUCUAUCUUCACCCCGAGCUUCCAAUUCUCUCCAAUGGCGUCUGUUUCUUCCUCAACUGGUCAACUGUCGAGCAUUCUCAUCUCAAAUCAUAGCAAAAACCCUAGCUUUUCUUCCUCCGCUUCCUCUUGUCAACUGAAAGUCACACCAUCUUCAUUAUGGACAUAUAACAAAAGAGCUCAUAUGAGGAAGCCUCUUCAAGUAUUUAGUUUAUUUGGAGGAAAGAAGGAGAAGAGUGAGAACAGUGACGAUACACCACAAAAGGCAGGGAUUUUUGGAAACAUGCAAAAUCUAUAUGAGACUGUUAAGAAAGCUCAAAUGGUGGUCCAAGUCGAAGCUGUUCGUGUACAGAAAGAACUAGCAGCAGCUGAGUUUGAUGGUUACUGUGAAGGCGAGCUAAUCAAGGUUACACUUUCUGGAAACCAACAACCUAUACGUACUGAAAUCACUGAGGCUGCCAUGGAGCUUGGGCCUGAGAAGCUUUCAUUGCUGGUAACUGAAGCCUACAAAGAUGCUCAUCAGAAGAGUGUACAGGCCAUGAAAGAGAGAAUGAGCACUCUUGCCCAGAGUCUCGGAAUGCCACCAAGCAUGAAUGAAGGGCUAAAGUGAUUGGGGUCAGCAUCUUUUCAAUUUAGGCGACAAAUACACUUCAGUUUUGUAAACGAGGAGGUAGUGACCAUAUUUAUCACUUCCCUAAGCUCUUUGUAAAAACAUUUUUCUGACCUGAGUGCAGUCUUAACUGACGAUGGUGAAUAGAUUGUUCAUCGCUUUAUCGUAUCAAUUAUACCAAAUUGUACAAACUUCUGUAUCGAAAAUUUUCUUUGAGUUCUUUCUCUGCGUUCAUAUCAGGGAAAGGCCGCUGAGGCUUCCCCUUCAUC